AUGACUACUGCACCAGAUCCCAAACAUCCAGACCUUCCCGGUUUAAUCUUUGACUGUCCCCCUUCUAAGCAUCGGACAAGUUCCAUGAGACGCCUGCUUCGUCGCUAUAAUGUUCAAGUAAAUGGAAACGAGAGAAAAGAAGACACACUUCAUAAGCUUGUCGAACUCGAAAAAUCUAUCGGCGAGAGAGAAAAGGAAGCACUUGUGAACUGGUUUGCUGGUGAAGGUACUUAUAGGGCUCUCGCAGCUUUGCUAGGUGAUGCUACGAAGCCACCGAUCACACCGAAAAUUAUUGAUGAACCAGUAGCCAAGAAAACGAAACUCGAGGAAUCCAAUGAUGAUAUCAUCUUCGCCGCAGUCGAUGCGUGUAGGGUUUGUAUGGAGAACCUAACACCGGAAAAGUUCCCACAAACUCGCAUAACUAGCACGUGUGCACACCAUCCAGCGGUCUGUAAUCAAUGCUUGACUAAACACAUCAAUGAUCAAGUUCAAACCAAGGCAUCAAAUCAGAUUUCAUGCCCCGAGUGUCCAGAGAAGAUUUCCGAGGCGGAGAUAAAGAAGUAUGCAUCACCGGAGGUUUUGGAGAGAAAAGGAAGAAGACUAUUAAAUAUAUCUCUUCAGCAUCUCCCAAACUUUACCUUUUGCCUUAGUCCUACUUGCGAAUCAGGUCAAAUACACACACCCGAUCAUCCAAUGAUGACAUGCAGUACAUGUGGUUUCAAGACAUGCUUCAUCCACAAACUACCAUGGCACGAAGAUCUCACAUGCGCAGAAUUCGACCUCUGCAAUCAAGCCAGAGUUCAACAAGAAGCAGCCUCUGAAGCAUGGAUUGCAGAGUAUACAAAACUUUGCCCAAAUCCAGAAUGUGGAAUGAGAAUCCAGAAGAAAACUGGUUGCGAUCAUUUGACUUGUGAGUGUGAUUAUUGCCUCGUCGAGUUUUGCUGGUGUUGUUUUGCCGAUUUCAAAAUGAUAAAGAAACGAGGUAAUGACCAUCAUAAAGAAGACUGUCGGUGGCAUACGAAAAAUGAAAACGGUAUGCCUGGACAUGGUAGAAGCCGUGAAUCUAUUCCUAAGAAGCCCAAGGAACCGAAGAAGUCGAAGAGACCUAUAAAAUCGAAACAUUCCAAAGGAUCGGAUGCGGGACCGGCACCAAAAGAAUCAAAGGAAGUGAAUCUUCAAGAAGAAUCUGAAUCAACGUAUAAUCCGACUAUUCCAGAGGAUUUGAAACAGUCACAUUCACCAGUCAAGCCAUCUGAGGCAGCGGAUGGAAUGCAGGCAUUUCAGUCAAAAGUUUCAGAUGAUGUUAAGCAUUCAUUUGAACCAAAUGUUACAGAAGAUUCGAAGAGACCCAAUCAACCUCAAGAACCAGUUGAGCCUUCCAAACAAACGGAGUCGACAGAAGCAUUAGGACUGAACGUUCCAAAUCCACUAAAACGGCUUCGAGAAGAGUAA
Molecule: messenger RNA, 1452 nt
Organism: Botrytis deweyae
Lineage: Eukaryota; Fungi; Ascomycota; Leotiomycetes; Helotiales; Sclerotiniaceae
Exons: 4
Coding region: 1-1452 (483 amino acids)
Biological process (GO): protein polyubiquitination; positive regulation of proteasomal ubiquitin-dependent protein catabolic process; ubiquitin-dependent protein catabolic process
Cellular component (GO): ubiquitin ligase complex; cytoplasm
Molecular function (GO): zinc ion binding; ubiquitin protein ligase activity; ubiquitin conjugating enzyme binding
Source: RefSeq, a predicted model, not a curated record